Messenger RNA from Symbiodinium pilosum, 1158 nucleotides. The record is from the annotation of a GenBank genome assembly. Lineage: Eukaryota; Dinophyceae; Suessiales; Symbiodiniaceae.
AUGGAGGCCAUCGACAGCGAGCUUCCUGCAGCACCAACAAAGCUGACCCCUGUGAGAGCAUCGCUCUCCAUGGGACCUUCGCUGGAAGAAGACUUCGAGACUCACGAGAACAUCUCCUACAUGCUGUAUCAUGGAGACAAGAGUUCUGAUGGCAGUGGUUACUUCGCCUUGGAGGUGAACGUCACUGCAAAGGAUGCAGAUCUCGCCGCCAGCUUCGUGGAGCACAUGAACGAGAAGCUGAAGCAGUUCGACAUGGCACAGCUGGUAACUGUCUCUCAUACCGGCAGCACGAUCUCUUUUUUGACGCCACUUCCUUCGCCGGACAAGGCGAAUACGGACAAAAAUAUUCAGGAAAUCAUGAAACAUGUCGGCCACGUCACCGCGACCGUGUCCGUCAACAACAAAAUGGAGCAUAUGCUUCAGCAUCCCGAUGAACCAUUGUGGUCUCACGCGAAGACUGGCGCCAAGUUUUUGCUGGACGCCACCUUGACGGACGAGUUGGAGAAGAGCAUUGUCGAUUUCAUCAACAGGACCGUGACUCACUCAAGGAUGUCGAACUGCGAGGGCACAGAUGUUCCCUGCGUGGGGUACGGAACCGGCCAGUGCUGCUCCUUGGACACAUGCUUAAGGCCGAGCUUUGACGACAUGGCAGCUCCUGGAUACAUGCAGGAGCAGUGCAAGAUGAACCUCACCUGCGCACCUGUGUGUGCCGGCUCGAACCCGCGGGAGUAUGCUGUGAAGUUGGUGGGAACACUGGUGCAGCUGUUCGCCGGAGGCUCUUUCGACGUCAAAGUGGCAUAUGAUGAUGACAUGAUGCAGGACCUUUACCACAGCUUGCCUGUUGCCAACCUUACCCUGACGAGUCUUCAAGAGCAGUACAAAGUCCUUUCUCAGCACAUCCCGCAGGAUGAACGUGGCUCCCCGGCCGCCUUGGCAGCCGUGGAGCUUAUUCUGGAGGCGGGCAAAGCUCUUGACAGCAUGGAUUCCGUUGAAGUGAAGGGCCUGCCGGAUGGAAUCAAGGCCGUGGUCAAGUUCGAGAACUCGAAGCCAUUUCAGUUCUUCCUCGCCAUCCUCGAGGGCGGAGGCAUGCUUGAUGCCCUGAAAGGCACUACCGGGGGCGCACCGGAGCAGGCGGAUUUCGCGAGUGCGAAGUCGUAA